Molecule: messenger RNA, 2325 nt
Organism: Schistosoma turkestanicum
Lineage: Eukaryota; Metazoa; Platyhelminthes; Trematoda; Strigeidida; Schistosomatidae
Source: the annotation of a GenBank genome assembly
CUUAACUUAAUCAUUGUUCGUCGAUUUAAACUCAAGGUUUAGACUGCGAUAGUAAUUAUUUGUCGUUGCCUGAUGAUUGGGAGUGGACUGUUUUUAACUUUUGUAACUCUGUUAGCUUGCUUGUUAGCUAAACAAACAGAUGAUCUUCGUGGAUGCUUUUCUAUUCUAUCUGGUGUGGUAGAUGAUAUUAAUGCAGACAUCCAAAGAAUAACUGAUUUUAACAACCUGAAAGUUUUGCCUCGUAUUAAAAAUAUCUUGCAGAAAGAUUUCUUUCAUUACUUUGAGGUAAAUUUGGAACGCGGUUGCCCAUUUUUCGAAGACGAUAAACGAUGCUCGUCAUCAGCCUGUCGAGUUAAGGAUUGCCCGGCAGAAGAAAUACCUUUAGGACUACGUGAAGAUUCUUUGGGGUCGUCAGUCCACCAUAAAUAUUCAAAAGAGGCCAAUAUAUAUCCUGCAGAAGAGAUCGAUUGUGGGUUAGGGAAGCUAGAUAGCUCCUUGAGUGAAGAACGUAAAACCAUAAUUGCCAAUUGGACUCGUCAUGACAAUGAAGAUGAACUGACAUUUUGUGAACCUGAUGAUGAUAGUUCUGGCAAAAUGAUUUACGUGGAUUUACUGAAGAAUCCUGAAUGUUAUACUGGUUACAAAGGCCCUGCCUCAAAUAGAAUAUGGUAUAUGGUCUAUAAUGAAAACUGUUUCAAUGAAGAUUCGAUAACUUAUGGGACAAGCUAUCUUGGUCCAAAUAAUCAAAAAGCUUUGCCUACCAUGUGUAUUAAUGAUGGUCAAUCUUCUUGUCUUGAGAAGCGCACAUUUUACCGAAUGGUAUCUGGGCUACAUAGUAGUAUCAGUGUCCAUUUAGCUUAUCGAUAUCCGUUAAGUCUUUUUUCACGGCAUCGACCAGUAUCUCGUGAUUAUGAUGGUAACAAUCCCGGUUGGGGUCCAAAUUUAGAAGAAUUUCGUCGUCGUUUCGAUCCAUCUAUUGUACCAGAUGGUUUAACACGAUUGCGUAAUCUUUACUUCACUUAUUUGGUGGAAUUACGUGCUUUAGCUAAAGCUGCUCCAUAUUUAAUGAAACAAGCCUAUUUCACAGGAGAUGAGAAAAUGGAUAAGGAAACUAGAUCUGUUGUUACAGAUUUUCUACAAAUAAUUCAAAAUGAAGGUAGUAUUUUUGAUGAAAAUAUUUUAUUCACUGGAGAUAUUAAUGAAGCUAAUGUAUUAAAAAAACAAUUUCGUGAACAUUUUCGCAAUAUUUCACGCAUAAUGGAUUGUGUUGGCUGUGAGAAAUGUAGAUUAUGGGGGAAAUUACAAACACAAGGAAUGGGUACUGCUUUGAAAAUUUUAUUUUCUGAAAAUGUUCGAAAAGAGAAUCCUCUAGAUCAAUCAUCUACUGUUGAACCAAAUUUUCAACUAAGAAGAACUGAAAUAAUUUCAUUAUUUAAUGCAUUCGGUCGUCUGUCUACAAGUAUUGGUGCACUAGAUGAUUUUUGUGAAAUGAUUCGAAAGUCGGAAAAACAAGCACAAUAUAAAACAUCCGGAUAAAUUUGUUACUCAAUAAUUUAUUUGCUUUUCUUAAUUUCUCUCUAUACAUUCUUCUACCAUGGUACCAACGCUGCUGCUGUCAAAGAAGCUACAACUAUCAACACAUACUAAUGUUUCUUACGUGUGGUCUUUCAAAUUCAUAUUAUUCGAAUCUGUUGAAAAAAAAACACUGUAAUAUAUAACUGUUACAUCGUGUGUGUGUGUUUAUGUGCGCAUGUAUGUAUGUAUGUGCAGAUGUUGUACACAAUUUUUGUGGAAAUGACCUGCACUGUUGUGUAUUAUUGUAAAUUAUUGUGUAUAUUUUAUGUUUGUUUUUUUUUCAUUGUUGAUGAUUUUAUUUUCUUUAAUGACACAAUAAUCUAAUGAUUGAUUUCAGUAUAAUAAGUUGAUUAAUUUCAUUAUUCAUCGAAUCUUAAUCAUUUUCUAUCAUUUCUACUGAAAGCAAAUUGGACAAUUCGUAAUAAUAAUAAUAAUAAUCUGGUCAAUGCAUUAAUUGUUUCUUCUUUAACUCCCUGAUCCAUUGAUCUUUUUCUAUUAGUUUUUUCGAUCGUUACAUUGUACUAUCUUUUUGUUCAUCUCAUAUCAUAUAAAUAAUUCAUCACUUCAUUCAUAAAUACAAUUUUUUUCUUUUCCUUCCCAACCGCCCUACUCAAAUAUGUGUUGAUUGUGUUUUUUGUUUUUACUACUUUGUAACAUUCUCGCCUUCUUAAAUUGCUCAUCAUUUUCUGAAUAAAUAAAUACUAGCGACAUUGUCCAUGUAUGAAAAUCUCCAGUUUUUAUUGUACUUCU